Molecule: messenger RNA, 723 nt
Organism: Metopolophium dirhodum (rose-grain aphid)
Lineage: Eukaryota; Metazoa; Arthropoda; Insecta; Hemiptera; Aphididae
Exons: 1
Coding region: 1-723 (240 amino acids)
Molecular function (GO): protein dimerization activity
Source: RefSeq, a predicted model, not a curated record
AUGGAAAAAUUGGAGACCGUUAUCCUAACUGAGACAUGGAAUGACCUUCUGGGAGCUAUAAAUAAAACAAGCUUAAGUUUACAGAAUAAUACUAUAACAAUGGACGUUGCAACAAAACUGUUUGCAUCACUUAGCGAGUAUAUUAGUAAUGCACGCAAUAAUUUUGAUCAGUAUGAAUCGGCCGCCAAAGAAAUUAAUCCAAAUUCUGACUAUAAAGAUAAAUUUCAAAGAAUAAGAAUUCGAAGCACACGUAUUACUUUUUUGGAAAAUCCAUCAGAGACUGUGCAGUUGAGUGGUAAAGAAAAAUUUUAUGUAGAAACGUUCCUUCCCAUAAUCGACACGCUAAAUACACAUUUAAUGCAACGAUCGGAAUCGUACAAAGAAAUUAAUGAACGUUUUAGUUUUUUUACUCAGUUACGAACAAUUGAACCUAAUCAUUUGAAAAAAAAAUGCAAAGAAUUGGCAGAUUUCUAUUGUGAAGACAUAAACACUAAUGAGUUAAAUUCAGAAUGUUUUCAUUUAAGGGAAUACUUGAAAACCUUCAAAAAUGAAUCCAUGGACUUAAGUAUCUUAGACAUACAUUCUUUAAUAAAAGCAGACAAAUUAGCAGAAACAUUCCCAAACGUGGAAGUUGCCACAAGGAUUUUCCUUUGCCUCAUGAUCACCAAUUGCAGUGGGGAGCGCUCAUUUUCACAACUAAAAAGAAUAAAAAACGAAUUAUGA